CACGAGUAAAUAAAAGAAGUAAAUUCUCUUGUUAAAUUUGACGUAUUAUAAAAGCGACCAGACGAUUCCUCGCGGAUUUAGCCACUCGACCAACGAAGUACGUGUGCCACAUUUUUGUUUUUCUUUUCGUUUGACCGGGUGACGCUGCGGGGUGUUCGAAGGACCACGCGUGUUCCAAGCGUAAGUCAUCUUCGCGUCGCACAAAUCGAAAGCGUGUACCCGGCGUUACAAUGACGCUCCGGCCGAUCGUGGUGGCCCUGAUAUGUGGCCUCGCUGUCCAUCUAGCUGCGGCACAAGGUGCCAACUCGAAGUCGCAGGUUAUCGAACUGGACGAGUCCAACUGGGACCGAAUGUUGACCGAUGAAUGGCUGGUUGAGUUCUACGCACCCUGGUGUCCCGCUUGCAAAAGCCUUGCCCCCAUCUGGGAUGACCUUUCGACCUGGUCGGAUGACCUGAACAUCAAAACGGCCAAGGUGGACGUGACGUCAUCGCCGGGUCUGAGUGGCAGGUUCUUCGUGACCGCCCUGCCCACGAUUUUCCACGUAAUCAACGGUGAAUUCCGUCAGUACAAGGGUCCGCGCGAUAUGAACUCAUUCAUGUCCUUCGUCGAGGAGAAAAAAUGGGAAGCGCUCGAGCAGGUGUCCGCUUGGCGAAAGCCGGACUCCAUCCAGAUGUCCCUUGUGUCGCUGUUCUUCAAGCUUUCACACUUCCUGAAAGUAAGUAAAACCCGACUGCGGGAGUUGAACACGAUGCUGCUCAAGGAGUACGGACUUCCGGUCUGGGGAUCGUACACACUGUUCGGCAUCGGUACGGUGCUACUCGGGGCCAUCUUUGGCCUCAUCCUGGUGUGCAUCAUUGACUGCCUGUUCCCACCAAAGUCGGCCCAGCGACAAAGCUUCUCCGAGCACAAGCAAAAGGUGCGCGCCGAAAAGGUUCCCGAGGAACUGCGCGGCGACGAGCUGGUGGACGAGGACGAAGAGAAGCGCACCCAGGAGCUGCAUGACGAAGAGGGUGCUGAUAACGACGACGCCGAAUCGGAGGAGAAGGAAACCUCCGAGGGUGAAAAGUACUCCGGUAGCGAUGACUCGGACGAUGAACUGCAGGAAGAACCAGCGGCGGAGGAGAUGGAAGACGACAAGAAAACGAACGAACCGGCCGUGGCCCCGGAACCCGCAGACGAUAAGAAGGAAAAAACCACCACCAGUCCGGACGUGCGGAAACGUAGACCACGGAAAGCGGACUAAUCGGGUCCGCCCGACUGGACCGAGGGUGCGGAUGUGUUUUUGCUUUCGUGAAUUGUUGCUACCUUUCAACUGGGGCAGCCGCAUGAUAUAUUGCCUGCGUUAUUAUAGUCUAUUUGUCUAAGUUUCUUCUUUCCUAAAUUCUCGAGUAACAAAUUUUCUAUUUUCGAAGGUUGCGAAUACAGAACUGAGUCUUCUAGAGA
Anopheles coustani is the source of this 1444-nucleotide messenger RNA. RefSeq names its product thioredoxin-related transmembrane protein 1. The transcript is spliced from 3 exons. NCBI's taxonomy places the organism in Eukaryota, Metazoa, Arthropoda, Insecta, Diptera, Culicidae. The coding region runs from base 231 to 1244 and encodes 337 amino acids. The record is from RefSeq and is a predicted model, not a curated record.